CCUGCCGUAUCCCUGCGGGGCUCGCCGGUGAGCCCCCACCCCAGCCAGCCCCUUCUCCUCUCUCUCCACUUCCGUUACCACAGCCCCGGCUAGUUGUACGCCGGCAGCGACUGUCUAAUGCAGCCGUGGGGCUGAAUAGAGGCUCCGGGAGGAGUGAGAGGAGAAGGAGCAGGCGGCUCCGCGGCCCUGUGCCGGGGCGCAGAAUGCGGUGGGGCUCCAAGCCACAGCUGCAGCCUCCCUUAGGCCACUGUCUGUGGCUGCUGUGGUUGCAGCUGCUGACCUUCCUCCCUGUGGGCCUGGUGCAAGGGGAGGAGGUGGCGGCCUUAUCAGCACCAUGUAAAAUUCUGAAGGAAAUGGAUAUAAUUAAGAGUUCCGAAUCAGUAUGUUACUGCUACAACCAACUUACCCAGAUGGAAUGGAAAUGGAUUUGGUCCACCAUCCAGGUGAAAAUUACCAGCUCAGACAUGCUCAGCAUUGUCUUUGUCAUGGAAGAACAUAAUUGUCGGUAUCCAGAAACUAUCCUUUCUUUAAUCAGAUGUUUGAGUCAUUCUAUUUGGAAACCAAAGGAGUCUAAUGAUAUAACCAUUUAUGUUAAUCCAUAUGAGAAGCCUGUGUGUUUCUAUGUGAAGUCUGCCCAAAAAACAUUUUCCUAUACAGUGAAGGUGAAUCGACAUAUUGUGGAUGCAAAACUCUUCCUUGUGUUUGUGACAGGGAUAGUCCUGUUCUUUAAUGCAAAGACCUUGAGUAGGAGCACUGUUUUCUAUUAUUCUGCUGGAACCGUGCUGGGCAUUCUUAUGACCUUGGUCUUUUUCCUGCUGUUUAUGAGAAGAUACAUCCCCAAGUAUAGCACCUUUGGGGCCCUCAUGGUUGGUUGUUGGUUUGCUUCGUUUUACUUCGUAUUCCAGUUAAUGGAAGAAUUUAAGUGGCUCUGGUAUGAAAACAAAAGGUAUAUAUUAGGCUACAUUCUGAUUGUGGGAUCCUUGAGCUUUGCUGCUUGUUAUAAGCAUGGACCGCUGGUCCAAGAAAGGAGCAUCAACCUCUUCAAGUGGAUGCUGCAGCUCUUGUCCUUGGUCAUAAUUUACCUUGGGGUUACCACAGUCCAGGUUGCUUAUGCCGUGAUAGUACUCCUGAUUUCUUCUCAGGGUCUCCAUUACCCAUUCAGAGCUUUCUGCUAUGUGAGCAGAAAAAUCAAGGAAUAUUAUAAAUACAAAAGAAGGGCGAUUAGGCACCUCACUGAAGAAGAAUACAGGGAGCAAGCUGAAAUCGAAACGGCCAAAGCGUUGGAAAGGUUGCGUUUGCAGAUUUUGUUUUGGGAGCGAGUCACCUGUCACCGGAAGAAGUCAGAGCCCACGAAGAGCAAUAUGGCCUCGGAGGCUGGUUCUUGGAAGAGCAGCUCUUCAACCCUAUUGGCCCUCAGGUGGACAAUCCACAAGAUGAUUCCCCUCAGGAAGUGGCAGUCGUUGAAAUGCAGGGUGGCUCUCCAAGGGAGGAGGAAGUACUGUAGGGAAAACAAGACUGCCACAGUUUUCCCGGGAAUGCAGAUGGAUCCCAGGAGAAAGGGAAAUGAAACAAUAAAUAUCUUUUGUGCCUCCGAGUCAUCCUUGCUGGGGAAGUUCAGCUGUUCCUCCUACAUCGGUGGCAGCCAGGAUGCUUUGAAGGAUUCCUUCUGAGUUUCCUAGAAUGGAAUGGAAAGUCUUCCCCAGGAACAAAGGGAGGCUUUCUCUCUGUCCCUCGGGAGGCCAGCCAGCGCAAAGAGGCGCCUUUUCAGUCUUGCUUAAGUCUUCCUCCUGGUCCUCGCCUUAAGGGAGGCUGACUUCUUCUAACAGCGCCUCUCGGCUCCCGACUAGAGGAAGAGACCCUCGACAAUGUGACAGAGAAGCCAUAGACGCCAGACCUUAUUUAUUUGUUUGUUUGUUUGUUUUCGCUGUGUUGGAUAAAGAUGGAUAACUUUGAAAAGGGGAAACCCAUUUUUUAAAGACUUUGAUACUAUUUUAAUGGAAUGUAUUAGGACAUCAGUGUUAUUUUUCAUAUUUUACUUGAAUGGCCCUGAAGCGUGUUUCCCUUAUAAUAUUUAGAUUAUUUGUUGUGGUUGUGGUUUUUUUGUUGUGUUUCGUCUCAUUUUGAGCAAGUGUGGUGGAGUGGAUCGCGAGCGACAGCCAGGGAAACCAGGGAGAUCCAGGGUCAGGCCCCAUUUUUGAGCCAUGUGACCGGCGUGUAAUCCUGGACAAGGGACGUCAUCUCUCCGAGCUCCUGGCAGCUUUCUGAGACAAGAAGGUGUCGGGCUUCCGUGCUAGAAAAACUUCUCCAUUUGGGAGUUCCCUAGACCAGGGAAAUGGCGGGUCCUUACCCUGUCCUGUUUCUGUAGCCACACCUCGAGGAUCCGGGGAGGGGCGGGGGGGGGGGAGGGGGGAAGUUAUGACAUUAAACCAGAGAGGAAGGGAAAUAGAUGACAAUAUUUUUAUAGUAAAGGGGUAGAAACCUGGAACUGAGAUCGUUGCCCACAGCCCAAUGGCCCUCUAGCACUCAUAUGUAGUAGCAUCCUGGAAUUUGUCCUAGACUUUUUCUGUUCGAGAAUUCACAAACACUUUCUUAAGCCUUUUUAAAAAAAAACCCUUAUCUUUCAUCUUAAAAUCAAUACUAUGCAUUGGUUCCAAGGCAGAAGAGCGGUAAGGGCUAGGCACUGGGGGUCAAGCGACUGGCCCAAGGUCACAAGGCUAGGAAAUGUCUGAGGCCAAAUUUGAACCCAGAACCUCCCAUCUCUAGGCCUGGCUCUCAGUCCACUGACCCAGCCAGCUGCUCCCUGUAUGAUCUAUUUCAAUGACUUCUGUCAGUGUGCCUGGGCAUAGAAUUGUUCAAGUCAUCAUUUUAGUUUUAGACCCAAGAUGAGACCAGAUGAUUUUACAAAUCUAUUUUCUGGAAGGCUCUAGAUGGCUCAGUGGAUAGAGAGCUGGGCCUGGAAAUCUGCUCUCAGACACUUCCUAGCUAUGUGACCCUGGGCCAGUUCCUUAACCCCCAUUCCCUGCCCCUACCUCUUCAGUCUCAGAAGUACUCCUUAGUAUCCAUUCCAAAAUGGAAGGUAAGGGUAAGGGUUUUACGUGUGUGUGUGUGUGUGUAUGAUUUAUAUAAAUAUAUAACAUGUAUAUAUAAUCUAUAUUAUAUAUAAUAGAUAAUUAUAUAUAACAUAUCUAUAUUAUAUAUAAAUAUAUAACAAUUUAUAUAAUAUAUACAUACGUUACAUAAAAUUUCUAUAUAAAUUUAUAUAAUGCAUUAUAUAAAUUUAUAUAUGUAACAACAAAAUUUCUGCAUAAACAUAACAUGUAUAUAUUAUGUGUACAGAUAAACAUAUAACACAUAAUGUAUGCAGAUCUUAUAUAAAAUUUAUGUGUGUGUUAUAUGAUUACCUAUUAUAUAAUAUGCAUAUAAUGAUAAGUUUAUGUGUGAUAUACAAAUUUUAUAUAUAUAUAAAACCUGUAUAUGGAAUGUAUAUUACAUAUAUUUUUAUGUAUAUAUUUUUUCCUCCCCUGGUAGUUGUUUAUAAGUAUCUCCUUUGCCUCAGGCAAUCUUGGGCAAACAUGGUGGGAGUACAUGGUGUGGUUCAGAAUAUUUGGGGUAAUGUGACUAGUCUAAUUGAACUGUAUUUUGGUAAUUGAUAAUAUUUGGAGUAGAACACAUAGGGGCCCUCCUCACCUCACCUUCCCUCAGUCCAAACCAGCAUCAUAAUAUCACUUGAGACCUUGGGAAAGGGGAGGCGCAUGGAGAAAUGGGCACGAGGGUAGAGAGAAAGCCCUUUGGUUUGUGUGGGGUUUAGUUUCAUGGAUAUCAUUAUGCCAGGGUUUACACUUUUGAGCCUUUGAAAUUAAAGAAAUAAACAUUUUUAAGAGAACUUUUUUUAUUGUUACCUUAAACAAAUUUAUUUUGAUUACUGUGAAAAGUUGCAUAAUUAAAAUUUGUGCGAUUUUGUA
Monodelphis domestica (gray short-tailed opossum) is the source of this 3962-nucleotide messenger RNA. It is a transcript of the gene NEMP2, whose product is annotated as nuclear envelope integral membrane protein 2. Gene Ontology annotation, cellular component: nuclear envelope. The record is from RefSeq and is a predicted model, not a curated record. Lineage: Eukaryota; Metazoa; Chordata; Mammalia; Didelphimorphia; Didelphidae.